UAGAGAACUAGAAGAAGGCAAGGAUCAUGAGCAGUGACACAGAAGAGGUUACGAGCACAGAACACGGUGAAUCAACAGAGGAGACUAAAGAGUCAAGCAGUGCCUCACCAUGGGGGUCCUCACUGGGAGCUGGACUAGGAGGUUGGAUGUCUAACAUAUCCACUCACGUUAGUAACGUGAGUGGAUAUGCCAGCACCAUCACUGAGAAGCUGAAGACAGUAGUUCAAUCGAACACACUGGUCAGUGAGUUCCAAGAAGAACAUCGCAAGUUUGAGAGGGAGAAACAACGAGUCAAGGACACGGCCGUCCCCCCCUGGGUGGGCUACAACGAGGAGGAGAAGAUGAAGGCACAGAUAAUGGAGUUGUCAGCGGACAGCAGGAAUGUGCUGAGACAACCUCCUCCGGGGGUACAGUUCCAUUUUGACUUCAAGAAGUCGUUCCCGGUCGCCCAGUCCAUACUCAAAGAGGACACGAGAUUGCAGAAGCUACGAUUUGAACUGGUACCCAAGAAGACCACUGAGGAGAAGUUUUGGCACAAUUACUUCUACCGAGUGUUUCUGGUGAAACAGUCGUCACAGCUGGCCUCGCUGACCACCAGUGAGCACUCGACAACUGUACAAGAGGAGACAGACCAUACUACUGCUGGGGAGGAGCCCUCUCUCUCCAACACAACUACUGGUACAGGAGAGACUGCAGAGAUAACAAGUCCAGUGGACGAGUUCGCCAGUGAUGCGUUGGCCUCUGAUGAUGCUCCUCUAGACAGAGAGAGUGUGGUGACAGAGCUGGAGCAGCUGGGGGUGGGCCCAGCAGACGAGUGGGAGGCAGAGAUUGCUCGAGAGCUAGAGGAUCUGGGCGUGGUCACUGAGGAGGGGGUGGAGAAGACUGAUGAUCAGCAAUGGGAGGAUGAAAUCGAACGAAUGCUUGAAAUGCACUCAGACGAUAACUGACAUGUUUUGUUAUUCAUUGUUUACGCUAUUGUAAUACAGUCUCUAUGUUGUUUUUAAUGCCAAUACCUAGCCUUGUCCCCAAGACCCAUUUUUCUUUCUUCAUA
Messenger RNA from Halichondria panicea, 1051 nucleotides. RefSeq names its product synapse-associated protein 1-like. Gene Ontology annotation, biological process: regulation of short-term neuronal synaptic plasticity; TORC2 signaling. NCBI's taxonomy places the organism in Eukaryota, Metazoa, Porifera, Demospongiae, Suberitida, Halichondriidae. The record is from RefSeq and is a predicted model, not a curated record. Bases 27 to 947 code for a protein of 306 amino acids. Gene Ontology annotation, cellular component: nucleus; Golgi apparatus. The transcript is spliced from 7 exons.